AUGCAUAGUGAGAAGAAGAAGAUUCUAGUUAUUGCCGGGGCAAGUGGCUCGGGAAAGUCGACUAUUGUGCGAUACUUGCUUAAAAGAUACGCUUCCUCCUUUGCGCUUUCGGUUUCUUACACAACUAGGACACCUCGAGAGAACGAAGAGCCCGGUCGAGAGUACCAUUUCCUAACUAAGGACGAGUUUAGGGCUAAAAUAGAGGAAAAUGAGCUGUUGGAGUAUGCUGAGUAUGCGGGCAAUUACUAUGGCACAGGCGAUGAAUCAUUGAAACCACGACGAGAUGGGAAGAUCCUUAUUCUGGAGAUAGAGAAGAAGGGAGUUGAAAGUGUCAAGAAGUUAGAUAUUCCAGCUGUUUAUUUAUACAUCUAUGCGGAUACAACCCAACUACACAAGCGCAUUUCGGCCCGGGCUAUUAUUUCCGAGGAUGAGUUAAGCAAACGGCUCAUGCGUGCCCUGGAAGAGAAUGUUUAUGGAUGUAGUGGGGCUUUCGACAAAGUCAUUGAGAACGAUGAGCUUAAUACGACUCUACGAGAAGUCGAUCGGUUUAUUCACCAGGAGUUCGGCAUUCAAGUAGUUUAA
Molecule: messenger RNA, 582 nt
Organism: Nematocida homosporus
Lineage: Eukaryota; Fungi; Microsporidia
Product: guanylate kinase
Exons: 1
Coding region: 1-582 (193 amino acids)
Cellular component (GO): cytosol
Molecular function (GO): GMP kinase activity
Source: RefSeq, a predicted model, not a curated record